UGCAGAACCAGGGCUCUCUCUUCCUUCAACAGGAACUGUGGGCUAGUUAUUCAAUAUGAACAUAAAAAGACAACAAUGAUGAAAAAGAAAAUAAGUUGAUUAUAUUUUUAUUUUACUGACGAUGAUGCUCAGUUGAUGGACAUGCUACCACGACGAUGAUGAUGAUGAUGACUUGAAAAAUAGAGGUGAACUGUUAGUAGGCUAAGAAGGAGGAGAUGGACAGAGAGAGAGAGCGAGUGUACAUGAUGAGAGAUUAAGACAGUGGUGUUAUUAUUGGAGCGAGAGAAAGAGAUGCGACAACAGUGUUUGCCCUGUUCACAUUUGACUCAGUUUGACUCUUGCCACUAGAGACGGGCAGAUACAACGAGAGGCAAGAAACUUCAGACAAUCUUCAAAGAUAGACCUCUGAAGGGUGUUCAACCCUCCGUGGGAAAGUGAACAAGACAUUCUGCAAGAGGGGAAAAAAACAGCAGAGAGGAGCUGUGAAUAGAUCGAGAAAGAUAUUCAACGCGGCACCUGCCCUCCAUCUCAGUGUGAAGGGCACGUAAUGGAAGAGUGAGAGGGAGGUACAAGGAAAGAGAAAUAGAGGAGAGAAUGAAGACAACCGGAAAACAAGUAUUUCCUUACAUCAAGCGUCACUCAAACUAGGACAUCUCACCACUGGACAAGAUGAUUACCAGGAAUCUGCUCCUAUUGGUCUCACUGUGUCUGUGGGAGGGGCUUAUGGGAGGAGGAUCAGCCACUAAGAAUGUUAGGAGAAGAGGAGUGGGUGGGACUCACAUGCUGAAGCUAGGGGAGAACAGAGUAGCCGACCAAUGGGAUUCAAGCGUGGAUUCAAACGUGCUGCCCAUGGUGACUCUUAGAAACUUAAUUGGUCAUGAACAGGGGGGUGAUAGUGGCUCUAUCUCUCACACCAAAAUACCCCAGAAUCAUGCAGCCAUGCCAUCUAAUAAGGAGAGGCAGGCUUUUAAACCUAAUCCAGUUCUGGACUUGGAAGAAGAUCCUGUCAAAAAAGGGGAAUCAACUCUGUCUGUGUCACCCAAUAACAGGGAAUCCGUCCAGGAGAAAGAACUUAAAAAGAUCAAGAACAGUACAAAGAAUGCUGGGACUCCCACCAAAACAGGGAGGAUGGAGAAAGUAUUCCUAGUCCACCAUAGACUAGACCUACACUCCAAUAAAACCAGAUUCAAAUCCAUUUCCCGAUCCAGAGUGAGACCAGAUCUGAGCAUUCACACCACAGGGCUGCCAGGCAGAGGACUCACUAUGGAUUCAACCAGAAAAUUAAAUGUGACCGGCAGCUAUGGUGUCCUGAAACGGCUGUCAAAAGAGAACCUGGUGAGGAUUGUGAACUCACAGAUGCAGAGUGUUCCGAGUCUGAAUAAUUUUCAGAGCAAGAGCAGCCGAAGCAGAAAGAUAGAUUUGAUUGAUGUGGAUCGCCCGAUGGAGGCCCUAAAAUUACAGAAGCAAGAUAUGGCUGUUACUCAAAACCACUUCGCAUUGGAUAAUCAAACUGCACUGCCGUAUAUAAACCCUGUCACAAAUCCUGAUUCAAGUCUAGAAAAGGCUGUUCACACUUUAAGUGAAGUCACUCUAGAUUCUGGUGUGGGAAAAGACAACUCUGAGACGAGGGGUGCAGAUAGUACAGGCACUUGGAAGAGCAAACACAUCUCUCACCCUCUGCCAACACCUAUGAAUGAGGUCAGUCUCAACACUGAGAGGGAGGUGACCAUCAGUAAGACUGACCCUCCGGCCACGACCAAGCAUCUCCCCUCAAGCAUCUCUUCUCAGACAAAUGCUGGCCCUCCCUCAGUGUUUACCCUGCAGCUCCAGGGAGAGGGGACUCGGAGUGUGGCAGGGGAUUCCCAUAAGGAGAGUCUUCUUCACACAGCCACACCAGGACUCAAAAUCCUCAGUCCAAGUGCCACUCAAGACCCUGAAGGUGGCGCCACAGAGCCAAUCGACAGCAGCCAUGUCCUCAAACUCCGCCCAGGACCACACUGGGGCAAGGCAGCCAGUGGGGGGAUGACAGUCGAGUCCCAUCCCGGGAAUGGGCGGGGCCUGGUGUUCCAAGAGGCGGAGUCAGAUGAGGAGGAAGAGGGCCGUAGUCAAAUGGAUGGGGAGGGGACUCGGUCACGCAGCAGGAGGAGUUGGAUCUGGAACCAGUUCUUUGUGAUUGAAGAGUACAGCGGGCCUGAACCGGUGCUCAUCGGACGGCUGCACACUGACAUGGACAGAGGUGAUGGGCGCACCAAGUACGUGCUGAGGGGCGAGGGGGCGGGGGCGGUGUUUGUGAUUGACGAGAAGACGGGCAACAUCCACGUCACCAAGCCCCUGGACCGCGAGGAAAAGGACGAGUACCGCCUCAUCGCCACAGCAACCGACCGGCAGACCGACCGGGCCCUGGAGCCCUCAUCCACGUUCAUCAUCAGAGUGCAGGACAUCAACGACAACCCACCUCUGUUUGAGGAAGGGCCCUACAGCGCCACAGUGCCUGAGAUGGCCAACAUAGGUACUUCUAUAAUCCAGGUGACAGCGACAGAUGCUGAUGACCCAACCUAUGGCAACAGUGCCAGGCUGGUGUACACACUUGUGCAGGGACAGCAGUUCUUCUCUGUGGACCCACAGACAGGUAUCCUGCGUACAGCGGUGCCUGAUAUGGACAGGGAAACCCAGGACCGGUACCUGGUUGUUCUGCAGGCCAAGGACAUGGGGGGCCAUCUGGGAGGUCUCUCAGGGACCACCACUGUCACUGUGAGGCUGAGUGAUGUCAACGACAACCCCCCUCGCUUCACACAGAGUAUGUGGUCGUUCUCCGUGUCUGAGCUGGCUGUUCCGGGGGCGGAGGUGGGCCGUAUCUCGGCAACAGAUACUGACCUGGGCGACAAUGCCAAGCUGGAAUAUACCAUCCUGGAGGGAGAGACGGGGGACACCUUUAACAUCAGCGGAACGAACCAAGAGGCUGUGAUCACCCUGAACAAGGCUGUGGACUAUGAGAGUCGUAGCUCCUACUCCUUCUCCGUGGAGGUGUUGAACCCCACGGUGGACCCUCGUUUCCUCCGUCGAGGGCCCUUUAAGGACCGCGCCUCCAUCCGGGUGGCCGUGCUGGACGCAGACGAGCCGCCCCGCUUCUCCCGGGCUCGCUACCGUAUGGAUGUGUCGGAGAACUGCCCUCCCGCCUGCACCGUGGGACGGGUUAGUGCUGUGGACCCUGAUACUGGACUCACCAAUAACAUCAGGUUCUCUAUUGAUCCCCAGUCAGACCCAGAGGCUCUGUUCCGUAUCACCCCGGACAGCGGCCUCAUCACCACGGCCAUGGAGCUGGACCGCGAGCGCGAACAAUGGCACAACAUCACCGUCAUCGCCACGCAGAGAGACAACCCCAGCCAGGUGUCCAGAGUGGUGGUUGCCAUAGAGACGCUGGACCUGAAUGACAACGCGCCCGAGCUGGACAGAAAAUACACAACAGCCAUGUGUGACUCAUCAGCCACCGGACAGGUGGUGCAGGUGUUGCGUGCGAUUGAUAGAGAUGAGGGAGGGAAUGACAGCGCUGUCUAUUUCAGCAUCCCUCCAGAGUCCAGCGUCGCCCUCAACUUCAGCAUCAGGGACAGUGGAGGCCCCACCGCCACCCUGUUGCUCCUGUCGCCCCUGCAGCCCCUCUCCCGCUCCUACUCCUCCUCCCUCACGCUGCACGUCCCCCUGGUACUGAGGGACGGGACAUCUGGCCUGACCUCCACCGGGACGGUCACCGUGUCCGUCUGCCCCUGCCUGAGAGGAGGGGCCCGGGCUGGGGAGAAGGAGAGGCAGGAGAGGCAGACGGAGGGAGACUGGGAGUGGGAGAGAGAGACGGUGUGUGUCCCCCAGCAGUCCACCUCUCCGUCCCCUGGGCUCAGCACCGCCGCCCUGCUGGCCAUCCUGGCCUGUGUUGCCACUCUGCUGGCGGUCAGUGCCCUGUCCCUGUCCCUGCGCCGUCAGAAGCGGGACUCUCUGUCUCCCCUGGAGGAGGACGAUGUGAGGGAGAACAUCAUCACCUAUGACGACGAGGGUGGGGGUGAGGCCGACACAGCCGCCUUCGACAUCGCAGCGCUCCAGAGCGCCCCCCACAGCUCACGCAGGGUAUACCGCACCCUGGACAGCAGGAACAUCCUUGUCACACCCUAUCUUCUGUCCCCCAGACGCUACUCCCAGCACGUCCAGGACAAGGCCCGGGAUUACAGCUGGGCCCAGAACCCAGCCCUGGACCCGGCCUACUCCGGCCCUGGAGGGCCAAUGUACGGCCGCCUCUGCUACAGCAGCCACACCCUUCCUGUUCUCCGACGUACUCCAGGGGGCCAGUUUGAGCCGGGCCUGGCUGAGCUGGCCUACCGCUUCCCUGGGGGCCAGCCGGACCACUCGUUGGUCAUCCAGAAUCAGGGGACAAUGGUGGGGGCCCUGGAGCCAGGGGCUGUGUACAUAGGCCCAGCUGAAAUGAGCAGCAGAGAGAGCAGAGACAGAACAGGCCCACAGAGCGGGGUUAGCACCUCAGAUGAAGGGACACCGCGGACCAAUGACAGCCAGGAGAGAGGCGGAGGGGGAGGAGCUAUGAGCAACUGUACAGAGAACAGCAGUGAGCAGCAGAGCCAUAGUCAGGACUCAGUUGACUGGGUCCAGUCUGAGACCCUCCCCCGGGAGAGGGAGCACAGCCUGGUCCUGACCCGCUCUGGCUCCGUAGUUGGCCAGGGACACGGUGGUGCCUGGGUGUGUGACUCGGCCACCCUGCCAAUGGCGGGCCGCAGAGCCUCCCGUGCAGGCCUCUCCCCCAAACGCACCGGCACCGGCUCAGCUGAAGGAGGUUCCUCUGGUGGUAGAGGUAGAGGCCCUGGGGCAAACAGCCCAGACAGCCAGUCUCAGCAGUCAGCCGCCCGCAACUACACCAGUGUCCUGCAGGGGGAGGCAGUGGGACAGAGGCAGGACUACCCUGGGAGCCUGGGGAGGGGAGGGCUGGAGAUUGGCAGCAACUUUGUGGUGGCCAGGCCGGACAGGGAGGGCGGAAGGAUAUCUCUGACUGGGACUUCUUGCGGGAGGAUGUACCCAGAAGGGUUCAUGGCUGACUGGCGGGACAGGGUGGGUAUUGGGGCAUAUAUUUUAGGAAGGAGGGAUAUGACCCCCCAGAUGCUGCCCUUCCCAGGGCAAGCCAGGGGCGCAUACGGGGGCAUCAUGGGCUACGGGGCAGGGUGGGUCCCAGGGAUGGAGGCAGGGAGAGGGGGUCCAGUACCAGGUGGUCACUCCUUGGCCCUCAGGGUUGGUGAGUUCCUCCGCCUUCGUCUGGCUCAGGUCACCUUUGACCCCUCGCAGCCUCCCUAUGAUUCAGUGCAGGUGUACGGGCUGGAGGGCACAGGGUCGCGUGCAGGCUCCCUCAGCUCGCUGGAGAGUGAGGGAGAGAAGGAUGCAGAGAAGGAAGAGUGGCGAGGAGGACUGGAGGAGUGGGGUCCGCAAUUUCAGGAGCUAGCCAAGCUGUUCCGAGAUAGAGAGAAAGAAAAAAAAGAGGAGAAGGAGAAGGAUGGGGAGGGAGAGGUCGAGAACAACAAAAAAGAGGCUGAAAAAGAGGAGGGGCAGAAAGAGGGGCAGUCUAGAGAUGAGGAGAAAGACAGAGAGGGAGAAGAAAAAAAGCAGAGAGAAUGAGGGAAGGGUGGAAGAAUGAUUAAAAGGCAAGCAGAGUUAGAAUAAUGGGAAGAGAAGUUAAAGGAGAGAGAGAUGAAGAGGGAGAGUAAUAAAAAGAGACAGAUAAAAAUGAGCCCAGGGAAGCAAGGGCAGGGGAGGGAGUGAUUGAUGUAAUUUAAAGCAAUAAGUGGUGAAAGGCUGAUAUGUGUGAGCACAGAUACUGAGACAAUGUGCAUGAUGUUUCUCCACAAAGCAGCAACAAUUUGUUAAGUGGUCUGGGCAAAGAAAAACAACCUAAACAUCCAAGACAGGAUUUUCAUUCAGCUCUACACCUAUAGAAUUAGAAAGAGGAGAGUGAGAUAAUUUGUUUAUUUGUUUGUGUGUGUGCGGGAUGGGGGUGUGUAUGUGAGAGAGAGAGAAAGAGAGAAAUUGGAAACAAAUGAUUUUUGGAUGAUGUGCAAGCAAGACAAUACAUUAAUCAAGUGAGUAUGGAAAACUAGGGUACCAUACAGAGGAGAAAGUGAUAUAAGAUGAACAAGACAGAGGGAAAGAGAAGAAAGACAAAGGAAAGAGAGAGGAAGAGAGAUGAUUGUACAGAAACUGUUGCAUUUAUUCCAUCCGCAGAGGUAGAAAAGUGAAUAAUUCAACUCACUACUUCAUUCCAAAUGAAAACUAUGAAUCAUUUAAAUCCUCGAAAAAGUCGUAUCACCGGAAAAUACACAUUGUGAGAAAAACUAAAUGUAGGGAUACAACAGUGCUGUUGUGUUUACAAACACAGGCUAGACAUUUUUUAACAUUGUUAAGCUUGUUUUUUUUGUGAAGCUUGCAUUCAAUUGCCACACUCUGUUGCACAGAACAAGCUUCCAUUCCCCCUGUAACAAGGGGAUUUAUGGCUGAAUUAAGAGGACAUUGUCAAUCCUGUUACGGUCAACCCUGUUACUUUAUUUGGCACUUAAUAAGCACUUACUAUAGUCAUUUUUUUAUUUAACCU
Coregonus clupeaformis (lake whitefish) is the source of this 6628-nucleotide messenger RNA. It is a transcript of the gene cdh24b, whose product is annotated as cadherin-2B. Gene Ontology annotation, molecular function: cadherin binding; calcium ion binding. Lineage: Eukaryota; Metazoa; Chordata; Actinopteri; Salmoniformes; Salmonidae. Gene Ontology annotation, cellular component: catenin complex; plasma membrane; adherens junction. The coding region runs from base 670 to 5658 and encodes 1662 amino acids. The record is from RefSeq and is a predicted model, not a curated record. Gene Ontology annotation, biological process: calcium-dependent cell-cell adhesion; cell morphogenesis; multicellular organism development. The transcript is spliced from 14 exons.